ACACUAUGUACAAAGUUAAUGCAAGAAUUUAAAUAAAGAACUAAUUAAUAUUCAAUGCAUUCCUCCUUGCCGCGCUGUACAACAACAACAACAACAAAAACGACAACACCAACCACCACCACAACCACAAGAGCCAAACUGCGACGCCAACGCUGGCAAACACAACAACCACUACAGUUAGUAAACUGUAGCAACAGUUGGGGCGGCAAAUAGAAAUAAGCGAACAGCAUUAAAGAUGUCAUUGACGAAAAAGGAUCCGUCGCUGCGUGUUGCUGCCUCAGAUCCCCAUUUGGUUAGCCUGGGCGGCGGCCGCCUCAGCACCGCUGUCACCAUCCACUACAUACAUAUUGGUGACACAACAAUUGGAUCGGCGCCCAGCUGCAGCAUCUCGCUUAACGGCAGCGGAGUCCGAGCGCUGCACUGCACCAUAUACAGAAGCGAGGGCAACGAGGUGACUUUGGUGCCCGAGCCGGAGGCGCGGCUGCUUAUCGACGGCGCCCCACUCGAAGAGGUUGAGGAGGCGAAGUUGACACAGGGUGCCAUGAUCACCAUUGGCAAUUCGAACUAUCUUCGCUUUAAUAAUCCCGACGAGGCGCAAAUGAUGCGCUCAGCGAUGGGCUCCAAUGAGCGCAUCUCCAUGCCACAAAUCGAUUUCACGCAAUCCGGACGACCCAGCGACAGUCAAACGCUGGAGCUGGAAAGCUUCUACGAGAGCAUCAUAAAUCCAAUCAAGAGCAGCAGCAACAAUCGGGAUGGUGGUCACAACAUGGAUCUGCAUGGUGUGGUGCAGUGUCCCAAGGUGUUUAGCUCCGAUCUGGUCACGGUCAAUAUGCCCGCACGCGAUGUGCUGGGCCAGAAAUACGCGAGCUUUGCCCGCAACCUGGCCGAGAAUCAUCGCGGCGAAAAGCAGCUGAACAAUCAGUAUGCCAAAACAUUAACCAGCAGCGGCGCCAACGGAAUUGGCCACAAUUCCGGCUACUGCAAUAUACCCAGCAAUGCGGCUGUCUACAAGCAGCAGCAGCACCCGCAGCAGCAGCAGCAGCAGCACCCGCAACAGCAGCAGCAGCAACAGUUGGCGCAGCCUGUAGAGCUGUUGGGAAAGGUGAACAAUGAUCGGUAUGAUCGUUAUCCCAAGCCGGGCACCUAUACCGCCGGCAGCCUGCAAAUAUUUACCAUGAAUUGCAUCAAUACGGAGCUCAACAGCGGCGCCGAGCUGGAGGACAUGCUCAAGAUUUGCACAGAGUAUGCGGAUCGGCAGCAACAGCAACAGCAGCAGCAGCAGCACAAUAACAGCAACAAUAACAACAAUAGCAACCAUACGCUGCACAAUGCCAGCGCCGGCAGCAUCACCUCCUCGCCAAUUGUCCAGAAUCGGAUCAAGACAAACGGUUCGCUGCCGCGAGACAAGAAGUCGCCGUUCCAGCAGCACGCGGGCAGCAGCAGCAAUCUGGCGCUGGUCAGCAGCUCAUCGGGCUAUGAGAAUGUGCGCCUGCUGGGCCCCAAUCGGGUCGAGAUCAAUGGCCAGCUGCAUGUGUCCACAGCAGCAUCGACAUCGACCUUGUCGUCCUCGACAUUGUCGUCAUCAGCUGCAGCUGGCAGCGCCAGCCAUGAGAAUCUGCCCAGCAGCACGGCGAAGUAUGUGCCGCAGAGUCCGCGCACCAAAAUACGCACCAAUUGCAUGUCGCCCAAGAAGGAUGCCUCUUUUAGCAGCGCCUUUGCCUUGGCCAGCUCGACACCAACGCCGCCAACGGCUGUGGUUAAGCCACCGUUGGCGCCCAAGCCGCCGGCGCCCAAUCAGCAGCGCGACUAUGAGCAGCUAUUCAAGUCCUUUGAGCGCAAGCAGCAGCUCGAGCAGCUGGAGCAACAGCAGCAGCAGCCAAUUGGCCGCCAGCUGACGCCCGCCAAGCGCUCCAAUAAGAACAUCAACAAUCUGACGCUCAAUCUGAAUGAAUCCGCCAGUAGUCAAUCGCCCAAGCCCACUCGCAAGCCAGCGCCGGCGCCGCGCAGCAUCAAUGUGGAGCAACGGCAGCGGCGCGAGUUGCAGCAGCGCCGCAAGCAGCUCAAGCAGGAGCUGGAGGAGCUGCCAGCCCCGACGCACAGUCACGAGCUGGAACCGAGCGUACAAUCCGCGACAACAGCGGCAGCAUCCGCAACGCGGCCGACGGCUACAGCGACUCCGCGGCAGCAGCUGCUGGCACUCCAGAAUCGCAUCCAUCGCCUGGAGGCGCAGCGCAAUGCGACGCGCGUGAUGGAGGAGAAUCAACAGGCCAAGCUAAAGCAGUCCAUUGAAAUGAAACAGGAUCAACUGAAUAAACUGCGCGCCAUGCUGAAGCAAAAGCCGAACAACGCCUGCCUGAAGGAGGAGCUGGAGCAUGUGUGCGAGUCGCUGGAUAGCGAUCGCAAGACCUUCGAGGAUCUGGAGUUUCAGUACUUUGAGGAGGAGUCGGAGCAUCAUGCAUGCCACGAGGAACUGAAGCGUCAGGAGCAGCGCCUAAUGCUGGAAACGGAGCUGGCAUCGCUGCGCAUCCAGCUGGGUCCCGAUGAGCCCUCAGUCGAGGAGCCAACAUCGCCCACAAGCGGACGCGCAACGCCCGCUUCGAACGGCGGCAGCAGCAAUCUGGUGAAUGGCGUCAUGUCGCAGUCGCUGUUCGGCUCCGCUGAGCUGCUCUGCCCGAAGCGGCACAAUCAGGAGGAUCUGAUGUCCAGGAGCGUUAACGAGAACAUGUUCCACAACAACAAGAUCGAGCUGCCGCAUGGAGCACAGGUGACAAGCACACCGAAGCGAGCACCUUUGCAGAUUUACGAUGCCGGCAGCUGCGAGCAGAUUAGCUUCAAUUUAUCGCUGCGCAGCGACAGAUUCGAAGUGAAUCCGCUGGAGCGACGUGUGCCCUCGCAGGAUGACAUCGAUCGCAGCUGUAAAGUAGCCAACGAUGCGCCCAUCUCGACCAGCCAAGGAGCCAGCACCAAAAUCUUUGACAGCAUCAAGGAGAUCGAACGCAAUCGCAAGCUGCUGCUGGCCCAGCAAGGUCAUCAGGUCAUCGAGCACGAGCGCCAAAAGAUGUACGAUCUGAAGAAGAAGAGCCACGACGAGGCACGCACCCAAUACUUGCUCUCCACUCAGCAGACAACAGAGCCAACGAUUGAAGCGCCGCCAACCCAACACGCUCCAGUGAACGCCAACGGCGGCAAAGAUGCCAAACUAUUUGAGAAAACCGAAUUGCAGAAGCUCAACGAUGAGACAGCACAACAAAAGACACAGCACGAUAAGGAGAACAGUGCGUCAGGUGACGGCAGCGGCAGUCCGAAAACAACAACAACAGCCGCAGCAGCCACAAGCCAACAGCAACGGCAUUCACAGCCGGAACUGGAGCAUCAUGGACUUGUCGCGGGGACGACGGCGCGCAGUCCACGUCCGCUCUCCGAGGCCAACAACUGCGAGGCCGCCAUUGAGGCGCCAAAGUUUGCCAACGGCGAUGCCGCGUCUGAGAACAAGCGCGCCAGCAGCCAUAGCAACUCACAGGACACCGCCUCGGCGGGCAGCGGCAGCGGCAGCGCUGGCAGCAGCAGCGGUGGCGGCGGCGCCGGCGGCAACGGCAGCAGCAGCAGCGCCAGCACCAGCGGCGAAAGGAAGCGCGCCCUGCCCAAGCAUCAGCGGCCGCUGACACGUUACCUGCCCAUCUUCUCGCCGGAUCUGAAUCUGCGGCAUCACAUCGAGACCGCCGGCCAUCAGAUCGAUCUCUGUCCGCAUGUGUUUGUCGAUGCGCAUAGCUGUCGCGGUUACCUGCACAAAUUGGGCGCCACGUUUCAUGCCUGGUCGCGGCGCUGGUUUGUUCUGGAUCGUCAACGCAGCGCUCUCAUCUACUACUCGGAUAAGUCGGAGCGCAAGCCACGUGGAGGCGCCUACUUUGCCACCAUAGACGAGGUGUAUUUGGAUCAUUUGAAUGCCUCCAAGAGCGGUCGGCCCCAUUGUACCUUCAUUGUGAAGACCAAGAAACGUAGCUAUAAUCUGCAGGCUGCCUCGGAUGCAGCGGCACGCAUUUGGAUUGAUGCCAUCAUAACCGGCGCCCAGGGAAAUUUGGACUAUUAAAAAACACCUUUGGCGCCCAACACACACACACACACACACACACACACACACACAC
Messenger RNA from Drosophila novamexicana, 4142 nucleotides. RefSeq names its product pleckstrin homology-like domain family B member 1. Gene Ontology annotation, molecular function: protein binding. Lineage: Eukaryota; Metazoa; Arthropoda; Insecta; Diptera; Drosophilidae. The record is from RefSeq and is a predicted model, not a curated record. Bases 236 to 4087 code for a protein of 1283 amino acids. The transcript has 10 exons.